AUGUUACAGGGUACACUCUUCCGGAAAACCGCUGAUUAUUAUGGCGCUACCAAAGCCUGUCAGAGCAUCGACGGUGAGUUGUUGACGAUUGGCAGCGCAGAGGAAAAUCAGGCGGCGUUGGAGUUCAACUUCGAUGGACAUCUGUUGAUGACCGAGUAUCCAGUAUUAAUGCUGGGCCCAAGGUUUAAGGGUGAUCCUCGACAGCUGGAAGGUACCAAGGGUGAGAAAGGUCUCUACUCUCGUUUCCAUCCCGUUGAACCGAACAAUGUGGGAGGUGUGGAAAAUUGCAUAGAACUUUGGACAUACGAUGCUAAAGGCGCGCAUACAGGCCUCUGGAAUGAUGUUAGCUGUGAUACCACGCGGCAUAUGUUUGUUUGUGAGAGACCAUCUGGUGAUUUUCCUGCUGAAACGACGACGAAGCCGCCGAAACAGGCGACACUUGCGAAACCCUCAGACCAAAAAUGCCCUGAAGGAUGGAUCCACAUGGACGCAUUUUCAAAAUGCUACAAGCCCUUUGCCGAAGCGUCAACCUACGAAGAGGCAGCAAAGAAGUGCGGUUUGCUGAAUUCGGAAUUGUUGACGAUCGAGAGUUGGCAGGAGAACAACGCUGUGGCCGAACUUAAAGUCGAUGGCGAAUUAUUCCGAAAACAAUGGGUCAGAUUAUGGCUUGGCCCCAGGUUUCAGAAAAAUACGCGCAUGUUGCUGACACCAAAGAACGAACCUGUGCACUACACCAACUUCUAUUCAAACAACGACUAUGCCGAGCCGAAUAAUGUGAACGACAGCGAGUAUUGUAUCGAGUUUUGGAAACUCGACUACAAAGAGCCUUAUCUGCCAAACAGGAAUUUUACGAAGACUUGGAAUGAUGUAUCUUGCGAUGGAGAACUCGAUGCAUUCAUUUGUGAACUUCAUCUU
This is a messenger RNA of Mesorhabditis spiculigera, 915 nucleotides long. Lineage: Eukaryota; Metazoa; Nematoda; Chromadorea; Rhabditida; Rhabditidae. The record is from the annotation of a GenBank genome assembly.